This is a messenger RNA of Camellia sinensis, 633 nucleotides long. Lineage: Eukaryota; Viridiplantae; Streptophyta; Magnoliopsida; Ericales; Theaceae. The record is from RefSeq and is a predicted model, not a curated record.
AUGAGCUUGAAAAAAGAGUGGCAAGCGUGGACAAAGUUGAUGGAUUCAAGCAAAGGAGUGUCAGGGAUAGGCUUUGACAGUGACACCGGUAUGUUUCAGGCACCUGAGGAGUGGUGGGACAAGAUGGAAUCGGUAAACAAGAUGCGUUCCAAGUUCAGGAAAAAAUCCUUGAAACAUUGUGAGUUGAUAGAGACGGUCUUCAUGGGGGCAUCAGCUACUAGUAAGCAACACUGGAACCUGGGAGAGAUACUUGCUGAAGCUGCUGACGACUCAUCUGAUUCAGCGCACAGUUUGGGAGCCCAGCCAUUUGCUGAUCUGAUACCCGCAACAGUGCAGGAUGUGGAUUUAGAUUCUUCACUGGAGCAUGUUCCGAUUGAAAAGGGGAAAAGGAGAAAGAUGCCAUCAAGCAGUGUUUCAAAGUCCAAGAAGGCAACAAGUGGAGCAUCAGUUAUUGCGGAAAACAUGAACAAUCUGGCAGAUGUGGUGCGUACGAAGAAUCAGCAGGUCACGGUGAGGCACCUCACUGGCAACGAAUCGAUGUAUACUAUUUCGGAGUACAUGCAUCGCCUAACGAGUAUUCCAUCCUUGCUUUGGUACGUCGUUAUUCCAUUUCGCCUUGACACUUAUGGAUAA